UCCUUUUCGGAGUCUUCGGAAGCGUCGAAACGCCGCAGAUAUCGGAAGACAGUGUCGGAGAAGACGCGCUUCGGGACCAAAAGAGCGUCUGCGCCGGCGCCGACUGAAGACAAGGCCAACAAUGAGUACGACUCAUGGAGCGAGUCUUUGAGCGAAUCCGACGAAUCAAUGUCCAGCUAUUACUCGGAUUCCGACCAAUCGGCGGACAAUCAGAGGCCAGCGAAGGGCGCGAAGAACGCCCGAAGUGUCGACCCGCCCAGCGCCAAGCGAGCAAAGGUGGCGCCCCCGCGGCCGCCGCCCAAAGAGGAGGGGCCGAAGAAGUCGCCCAUUAAGAUGACGUUCAUGAAGAAGCAACACAACCUCCAAAAAGACGUUUCGGUGGCGCAGAAACUGAACGGCGGCCGCGAAGUGGAGGCGCCGCCCGAAGAGGAGGACCGCCUGUCGUCG
Messenger RNA from Oppiella nova, 447 nucleotides. Lineage: Eukaryota; Metazoa; Arthropoda; Arachnida; Sarcoptiformes; Oppiidae. The record is from the annotation of a GenBank genome assembly.